Molecule: messenger RNA, 3473 nt
Organism: Lycium barbarum (goji berry)
Lineage: Eukaryota; Viridiplantae; Streptophyta; Magnoliopsida; Solanales; Solanaceae
Product: probable starch synthase 4, chloroplastic/amyloplastic
Exons: 21
Coding region: 485-2542 (685 amino acids)
Source: RefSeq, a predicted model, not a curated record
UAUUCACGUCUCUCUGUGAGGAAACGGACAAGAGUGAUGCUUUCGAGUUUAUCGAUCCCCAAAGCUCCUCAUGCUCAUCCUCAAUUCAGCAACUCCUCUCCGCUUAAUGGCAAACCUUUUCGAGCUUCACUCAUCUCUUGCGUUGGGGAAAUAUUUUUCUAGAAUGAAAAUUAGGAAAAAGUUGCUCUUUUAGCCACCUGUAUGAUUCAAAAUGGCCUUGGUGCCCGGUAGAGUUGCUCAUUGCUAGGUGAGAGGGAGCGUGGAAAUGGCCUCUUUGCAGAAAUGCAAGAGGAAGGCUGCUUGCAGCAUAUGCCACACUAGCAGUAGCAGGAGGAGCACUUCAUUACAAGCCCUUUUCGGUUAUGGUCAAAGCAAAUUGGAUUCCAAAGAACUGAGAAGCAUCAAUUGAAACCUACAGAUUUAUGAUGUAGGUAAACCGGGUAGUGUUAUUGGUGGAUGAUUAGCGGGGGAGCCAUUUAUUGUCAUGAAGAAUGCAGAGAGUAAUGGCUCAUCUAGUGGACCUUUCCAGUUGGAGUUGGGAAACCACAAUAGGGAUGAGAAUACUCCACAAAUGAGGAGUGGUGAGUUAGAAGAGAAAGGCACUGACAUUUGGAAACUUUUCAGAGAAGCUCAACAGAAUAUCUUGUACUUGAACAAGCAACGCAUCAUGGCGAAGGAAGAGCUUGAUAGAGUAAAAAGAGAGAAAAUUUCAUUGCUUGAUCGAAUCGAGCAACUAGAGAAAGCAAAGCUGAUUAAUACAAGAAAAGAUAAGUUCUCAAUCAGCGCCGAGUUACUAUUAAGGAUAGACGCUAUGGUUCUUACCAGUUUGAUUGGCAGCAAGGAGGCAUCAGAGUUUAGAAGGCUGAUCAUGGAUUCAAAUGUUAGUAUAGCUGAUUAUUUCUCUGAGAUAAUGCAUAAACAGGAUACGGAGCUUCUGGUAGAGCUGCGUCACUUCUCUGGGAAAAGUAGAAAGUCCGGUUACCACAUAAUCCACAUUUGUACUGAAAUGGCACCAUUGGUCUCAGUUGGAUCUUUGGCACUAUAUGUGACCGGCUUAUCUCGCGCCUUGCAAAGAAAGGGACAUCUGGUCGAGGUUAUCUUACCCAAGUAUGCUAGCUUAAAUUUAAAUGAAGUUCAUGGAUUACGAGAAGUUGAUGCGGAGUUCCAUUCAUACUUUAAUGGUCAACAGCGUGGAAACAGAAUCUGGACUGGGGUUGUCUAUGGCAUUGGAGUGACUUUCAUAGAACCUCUGUACUAUUCAUCAUUUUUCAGCCGUGAGAACAUAUAUGGCUACUCAAAUGAUUUUGAACGAUUCUCCUACUUCUCUCGCGCUUCAUUGGAUUAUAUAGUUAAAGCAGGAAAGCAGCCGGAUGUGCUUCAUAUACACAACUGGGAAACAUCUAUUGUUGGUCCACUGUUUUGGGAUGUUUUUGUAAAUCAGGGACUUGAAGGUACCAGGAUAAUGUUGACAUGCCAAAGCUUGGAGUCUCAGUGUGUAGAGCAACCUGAAAAGUUAGCCCUAUGUGGGCUUGAUCCUCACGGACUACAUCGUUCUGACCGUCUGCAAGAUAACCACAAGUCCCAUCUUGUCAAUGUUUUGAAGGCUGGAGUUGUUUACUCCAAUAAAGUUAUUAUAAUGUCAUCCAUGCAAACAAAAGGGCAGAUAAUUAAUGCUACGAUUCAUGGUCUGGAGCCCACCUUAACCAUACACAAAGGCUCUAGAGAUGCUUUUGCUUUGCUGCAACAGAUCAGUAGUCUCUUAGGUUUGUUUCUUCUCUGGUGUUUAUUAGGUUUUCAUUUGCUAAUACAGUUUGAUUGUAGGGACAAGUUAGUAGUUGCUCCUCCUGGAUUUGACAGUUCAGCUUGGGAUCCUUCAGUGGAUAAGUUUCUUCCACAAAACUACAGUGCAGAUAAUAUGAAGGGGAAAUCUACCUGCAAAGUCUCGUUGCAGCAGCAUCUGGGGUUGCAGGAGCAAGCAUCCAUUAUUCUCGUAGGAUGCAUCUUCUCAGAUAUCUCUGAUAUUGAACUGGAGAACCUCAAGACACUUAUUUGGAUGGCUUCAAGGAGAGGUGUUCAGUUUGUCUUCAUGGGCUCAGGUCAAACUCCUGGUUUAAAUACGGCAAUGGAAUAUUUUGAGGAGGAACUCAAGGAUGAAAACACAAGAUUCCUUAACAAAUAUGAUGAAGCUUUAGCACAUUUAGUACUUGCGGGAUCUGACAUCAUGCUAUGCCCUUCUUUUGAUGAUACAAUACUCCAAGUACCGCUCAAGGCCAUGAGAUAUGGAGCUAUGCCUAUUCUACUGAAUUCUACUGACAGAAAAUCCGGGCACUUUGUGGAUCGUGAUCUUGAGGGCAGCAAAUUCUCUGGUUAUAUCAAAGAUAACUUCACCAAUAUUCCCCUGAGCCAAGCAAUUGAUGAACUUAAGAAUAACCCAUCAAAAUGGGACAAGAAGAUUGUUGAUGCCAUGACAAAGGAUUUUUCGUGGGAUGCAGAGUGCUGUGACAUUCAUAUAUCCGCAUAUGCAGAAAUAAAGAACUUGUAAAGUAGAUUUUCUGUACAGUCAUGUAUUUAUAUCUUUGUCCAUGCCAUGUGGGUGCCUAUUGCAUAUAGUCUAGAGGAUGGUUUUUUUUUUUUAACUUGAGAAAAAAUGAUUAGAAUGCCUAUUCUUUUAGAGUCAUUGUUUUAGUCAACAGAUUAGGACGGACAUAAGUGAGGGCAUUGCCCAUUCUAACAAAUAAUUGAAUGUUCUCUCUAAUGAAUAAUUGAUAUGGAGUAUAUCUGAAAAAACAUAGGUUUUUCUCUCUUUCCCCUCUUCUAUGACACCCAUCCCCUGUUCCCCAGCCCUCCCACCUAAAAGAGAAAUUCAGAAAACAUUAAACGAAUAAAAAAAUGAAAUGAGAGAAGGUUAAUGUUGUUGAACAUUUUCCUUUACUUUGCCUUAUAACCCUUCUUUAUGCGUAUAGGACAACUUAUGUCAUCGUUCUUUGGGAUGAAUAGAAGUCUAAGCUAGACUAGAGGCAUUCUUUUUCCGCUGGUUAGCUAAGUUGAUAUUCAGAGGCAGUUUGCUAAGUUGUUGCAUCUUAUCAGAGCUCACAACUUGCUUUUUUUAUAAUGUUAGUUGGUGUGUGACAAAACUCGCUCUUCCCCCUCUCAUUUGUGUCAACAACUGAUAGUGCAAAUCUGUCAUUUCAGUCUGAACAGAUUUUGUACCAGCUGAUUUUCAUAUAAGCGUCUUCUGAAUUUUAGGCCUGCAGUAUUUUGUACCAGAUGAUUAAUCUUAUUUUCAAGCUUGUUAUCAUUAGAGCAGGAAGUUUCUUCGUGAAUUCUUAUUUGGUUUAAGUUAGGUUUUGGGGGAACACUGGAACAUUGUGCCCUUUUAAUUAUAUGCUAUAUGUUAUGUUAUCAAUUUGGUAAGAAUUCACUCUUUUGCUGGCUUGACAAUGGAUUGGAAUGUUGAUCUGCAUUUGUUGUGA